UUAAUGUUGCCAAGGUCGGUAUUUACUUCCUGGAGCAUAAUGUGUCUGUGAGCAGGUGCUCCAAAGUGCAGAAGUCGGGCUUUGCAAUGUUUAAGGAAGGGUUUAUGUGCUCAUGCAGCUAUAGCACCAGUGAUAGGAACCUGUUCCUACGAGCUACUGUAUUCGCAGAGAUGAAGAAAGAUGUGACGUAUCUGGUGGAAUGUCGCAUUCAGGACAGUGAAAUAGGGUACACCAGCUGCGAAUGUACAGCUGGCCGUGGCCCUCAUGCCAUUUGCAAGCAUGUUGCUGUGCUGCUUUAUAAUUUGGAGCAGUAUGAAAGGACUGACAAAUGGAUGAUGUCCAAGUCAUGCACUGAUGUUGCUCAGUCAUGGCCUCAUCAACCGAAGAAAAGAGUUCUGGAUCCCCACGAGGCCAAGACUCCAGAGGACAUUUUGAAUGCGAAUGAGGAUCAUGCGUACUUUGCAGACCCCAGGCCAGCAAAGUUUCAGAAAAUGGACUCCAAACGUCAAAGAGUUGAGAUGAUGCUGAUUAACUAUUCAUCAACAAGGUCGCACAGUUUGCAUCUCGGUGAAAUAUGUCAAGGUAAGGCAAACAUGCAAGCAGUUGUGGAUGACCAUGAUUACCUAAGGUCAAGCUUGACAGAAGCAUGGGUGGACAACAUCACAAAGGUCUCCAAAGAAGAGGCUAGCUUGCUGGAGAGAAAGACAAGGGGACAAUCAACAUCUAGUUUGUGGACUGCAGAAAGGCGAGUGAGACUGACUGCUUCUUCGGCGCACAGAGUGUGCAAUGUGAAGAAGAACAGAGACAGCCUAGCUGCCAGCCUAUAUGAUCCUCAAAGUCUUGGUCAUAUUCCAGCAGUCAGGUGGGGCAAGGCAAAUGAGUCACAGGCUUUGGAGAAAUAUGCUGAGGUCACUGGUAGAGCAGUGCAAAAGUGUGGGUUAUUUGUAUGUGUUGAUAUGCCUUUUCUUGCUGCCAGUCCUGAUGGGGUGUGUUCCGACAGGCUUGUCGAAAUCAAAUGUCCAUAUAAGAAGGAAGUGAGGGAAAGCGAAACACUGCUGGAUGCUGGGUACCUGCCCUUGGUAAAAGAUGAAAAUGGAAAGGUCAGUUUAAAGGAGUCGCACCCAUACUUUUACCAGAUCCAGCUGCAAAUGCAUGUGACUGGCCAUAGCAUGUGUGAUUUUGUGGUAUACACUCCCAAGGAUAUGUGCAUUGUGGAGGUUAAGCGCAAUGAACCUUUUAUCACUAACAUGGUCAGGAGCCUGGCCUCCUUUUACCAAGCGCAUUACAAGCCCUUACUGGCACGAAAGCUGUUUGGAUGUGGCAGCUAAGGACUGGCGACAAUGGUGAUGUGUGACUGUGUCAGAGGUAUGACUGUACAAUGGGUACAGAAGCAUCCGGAUUAUGUGCUGAUGUGUUGUAUUCCGCAUGUUGAUUGAAUACAUAUUGAGCAUCAGCAGUGGCACCAUUUUCUUGUUCUUUGAUUCACCAAUCACCGAUCAUCCCAAUGAAUGGAUGCCUGGAUGCCGGACGCGACCGUCUU
Molecule: messenger RNA, 1540 nt
Organism: Amphibalanus amphitrite
Lineage: Eukaryota; Metazoa; Arthropoda; Thecostraca; Balanomorpha; Balanidae
Exons: 1
Coding region: 87-1328 (413 amino acids)
Molecular function (GO): zinc ion binding
Source: RefSeq, a predicted model, not a curated record